This is a messenger RNA of Acyrthosiphon pisum (pea aphid), 1963 nucleotides long. RefSeq lists its product as uncharacterized. The coding region runs from base 248 to 820 and encodes 190 amino acids. The record is from RefSeq and is a predicted model, not a curated record. The transcript has 6 exons. Lineage: Eukaryota; Metazoa; Arthropoda; Insecta; Hemiptera; Aphididae.
AGUUCGGCUUAUCACUAGUCGGUUGUCGUUCGUUUUCGUAGUUUUCGUGAUCGAAUAUUAUUAUUUUUACCGUGUGUGUUUGUCCGGCCAAACAAUAAAUAGGUCCUUAUCAAACAUUCAUUUUGAAUAAUACAAAUAAUAUCUCAUCAAAUUUGUGACAGUGAAAUCAAAAAGUUAUCUUUUUGUUGGUUUCGUUCAUGUGCUUUGUACAGUACUCGGCGAGAUUGCGGUAGACAUAUUAUUUUCAAUGUAUUAUAGGUACUUAAAACAUACUAUACCUUUGAAAAAUACAACACACGAUACCUCACCACUCAACCAUUUUGUAGAUGACUGGAUUAGCUACCACGGAAAAACUUACACCUCUAAACACAAUCAUCGGCCUAUAGAAGACUGGAAUAGAGCUGGUGUCGUAUACAAUCCAAGACUGAGUGAUCGAGGCUACCCACAUCCAUUGAUCGAGUUCAUUUUUCUAAGUUCCAAAUUUCCCAAGAAUGAACAUACGAAAAGAAAAUGGCUCAAAGCUAUAGGAAUUGACCGCUGUCAUGAAUGGCAAUGUGUAUGUAGUGAUCAUUUUUUAGAAGAAAAUUAUAAGCGAAGAUAUUGUGGAAUUUUAUUACGUAACCCUAUUCCCCAACCUUAUGAUCGAAAUGGUUUUCCUUCAAAUUAUGCUACUCAAAGUAAUGAUGUUGAAACUGGAAAUAAUGUAAUUUUACCAAUGGAAACAAAUAUUAUAAGAGAGGAACAUAUUGAAAAUGCUGCUGUAUAUAAUUUUAAUUCACCCGUACGGACUGCUAGACUUACUAGAAACAAUGAGGAAUAGUCGAUUGGUGAAAAGAAAAAUCUCUUUCAGAACUGAGAAGAACAAUGGCUUUAUAACUUUUUUAUGUGAAUUCUGCUUAUAACAGAAUUGUAAAUUAAAUUGUUGUAAUUUAUGUAUUAUAAAAAUAAUCAUUAGUUAAUAAAUGUUAUACUAUAUUUGUAUUAAUAUUAUUACUUUUUAAUAAUUAAGUAAGAGCAACAAAAUUAUAGCUCUGAAACAUUUAAAUGUUUGACAUUUAAUCAUAUUAACUAUAAACAUUUAAACAGCAUACUUGAAUAAUGUCAAUUGUUUAUCUGUAUAGGUUUCAUAUUACUUUAUGCAAACAAUUUAUCACAUAUUAAAACAAAAUGUAUCAACCUAUUCAUUGUUGUAAUAUAGGUAAUAAUUUUCUUAAUUUUAGGAUACUUAAGUUUGUACACAUUUUCAUUGUUUUAUUUUAUUUUAUUUUUUUGUUAAUGAAGUUUAUUAAUUAAUUUAUAAUAUUUGCUAUAGUUCUGUAACAGUUAGAUACUUGAAUGAAUAAUGUCAAUUGUUUAUCUGUAAAGGUUUCAUAUUACUCUAUGGAAACAAUUUAACACAUUUUAAAACAAAAUGUAUCAACUUAUUUAUUGUUGUAAUAUAGGUAAUAAUUUUCUUAGUAUUUUAGAAUACUUAAGUAUGUACAUAUUUUCAUUGUUUUGUUUUUUUUUUGUUAAUGAAGUUUAUUUAUUAAUUUAUAAUAUUUGCUACAGUUCUGUAACAGUUUACAGAUUAUUGUAUUUUGAACCGUCUAUAUUAUAGACUCAAUAAGACAGAAGUUUUUACAACAAUGAUAAGCUACAGUAAAUGGAUUAAAAAAUAAUAUUUUAAAAAUAUUGAGUUGGUUGCUGUUAGUAUAAACUUUAUGAUCAAAACUAUUAUUAAUUGUUGUAAUUACCAUGGAAAAAUAUAUUGAGUUAACUCUGUUUUAAAAAAAAGCUUUUACUUUUUUAAAUUAGUUUGUGGAUCACAUAAAGACUUUCUUUUAUAUUGAGCCUUUGAAUGUACAAUGUACCUACAUGCCUAUAACACCUACAUCAUUUUUACGUCAAACUAUACACCACUCAAUUAAUUAUCUAAAAAAUAUAUAUCAAUGUGCUAUAAAGGUCUUAAUUUAAUAUUAAG